Messenger RNA from Bombina bombina (fire-bellied toad), 9138 nucleotides. RefSeq names its product castor zinc finger 1 (gene CASZ1). Gene Ontology annotation, molecular function: DNA-binding transcription factor activity, RNA polymerase II-specific; RNA polymerase II transcription regulatory region sequence-specific DNA binding. Lineage: Eukaryota; Metazoa; Chordata; Amphibia; Anura; Bombinatoridae. Bases 697 to 6339 code for a protein of 1880 amino acids. The transcript is spliced from 23 exons. The record is from RefSeq and is a predicted model, not a curated record. Gene Ontology annotation, biological process: regulation of neuron differentiation; positive regulation of transcription by RNA polymerase II. Gene Ontology annotation, cellular component: nucleus.
GGCCGAGCUGUCACUCACUGCUGGGCGGUGACAAGAACAGCACUAACUGGGGACGCUCUCUGCUCGUCACGUUUUUUUUAUAUCUUGGAAAAAAGUGAAGUUUUACCAAACACUAGAAAACCCCCAAGAUCCGAUCCCGAUUCUGCUACGCCGAAUUCCAUGAAUGAAAACCCUUAAAGAAACGGAGUAAAAAAAAAAGAAUCACAACAAGGUGGGAUGGACCGGUCUUCCUGUGGAUUUGAUUAACAAGCUUGUAGCUUACAGCAGCUGAAGUAUAACUGUUCACAGAGCACUUACUCUGGGGAGCUGAGGAAAUGUUGAGGAUGAAGUGAAAGACAGAGAGACGUGGAAGGAUCCUGGUUCUGUGUACAAGGUUUUGUACCAUCCCUGAUGAGAACCAAAAGAGGCCGCAACGAUCGUCUGGGGUAGUCAUUUUCCUUGUUCAGAGGAGGAUUUCCUGGUAUUAUGGGGCUGCCCUGACCUUGUUAGGCGGGUUCAGACUGAUAUACUUCAAGAGAGUUCUCCUCUGUAAAAAGCAGAAAUGGACUAAAUGAGGCUGCUCCCAGGUGGUAAUCGGACCAUAGAACAAGCCACUGAGCUGGUGUUUGUUCCUGGGAGAACUUCUCUUUCUAUUUGUAUGUGAAGUACUCAGCUGAAAGAAGCGUUUGCACUGACGCAACCUCAGGAAAGCCGAAGAUGGCUGCCAAGCGGAAAGGCGGCCUGAAACUAAAUGCGAUCUGUGCCAAACUGAGCCGGCAAGUGGUAUCAGAACAGGGGACAGAAUUUGGGGAUGCAGAACUGGCGCCCCUCGAAAACAGCAGCGAUAGAGAAGGAGAGCAGGUACAGGAAGCAGACCCCACAGACAGUUUGAAUGCUGAGUAUAGGGCUGCAGAGGAGGAUAAGCGGCGCAGAGAAGUAAUAGAAAAAUGGGUCAACGGGGAAUAUACGGAAGAUGCGCCAGAAAGGAUGAGCAGGAUUUGUAAGAGGAUAGGAGUGGCCGAGCUUCCCCCUGAAGGCGUCUACAUGGUACAACCUAAGGGAUGCAGCGAUGAAGAAGACAACCAUGAAGAAUCACGUGUCCCCCAAGGCAGCAGAUACCAAGAGGAAAGAGAUACAGAGAGAGCUCCCUCAAAGGAUGUGCCCGAAGCAACUACUAAACCGACCUCAGGGGCAGCAGCGUCAGGAGAAGCCUCGUCUUUACGUGAUUAUGCAGCCAACACUAUGAGCGAAUUUCUUGGGAUGUUCGGGUAUUCUCAGCAUAACGUACGGGAUGAGCUGGCAAAGAAGAUCAGUUUUGAAAAGCUCAAUGCUGCUACCUCAGAGUCCCCAUCUACAGAGGAUUCACUCAGCAAGCGAGCCAGAUUCUCUAAAUACGAGGAGUACAUCAGGAAGCUGAAGGCUGGAGAGAACUUGACCUGGCCACCGCAAGUGACUAAGUCUGAAGAGCAGAAUUCCAAAACAUUGCAAGUCAAGGAAGGUGUAACUCAGCAGCAAGCUCCACAGCCGCUGUCUGUCAGGACACUUGGACAUGAAACAACCAUUGUACAGGAGCCAAAAGCAGCAGUUCUACCCAUGUUGACAACAAGCAGCUCCCACAUACAGGGCUUGAUGUCCAGAGCUUCCAAAUAUGACUUCUUCAUCCAGAAGCUCAAAACAGGAGAGUCCAUAAAACCACAAAAUGGAAACACCUACAAAAAGCCCUCGAAAUAUGACCUGGAGAAUGUCAAAUACUUGCACCUUUUUAAACCAGGCGAUGGGAACCAAGACAUGGGGGGUUCUAUUGCUUUCAAAACAGGAAAAGUGGGGCGUCCAUCCAAAUACGAUGUGCGCAACAUCCAGAAGCUCACUCCAAUAAAAGCAGCAGUAGUUGUUCCAAGCCUGACCACAGGUCCUCUCGCAAGCACUCCCACGAACCCUGUGCCAGCUGCCGAGCAGCCUGUGACGCUGGCAUUUAACACUCCUGAAUAUCUGAAAUCUACUUUCUCCAAGACUGACUCCAUUACAACAGGGACUGUGUCCACAGUAAAGAAUGGACUUCCCCCAGACAAGCCCCCAGAAGAUGUAAAUAUUUACCAGAAAUAUAUUGCCAGAUUUUCAGGCAGCCAACACUGUGGACACAUUCAUUGUGCAUAUCAAUACAGGGAGCAUUACCACUGCCUGGACCCCGAGUGUAACUACCAGAGGUUCACGAGUAAGCAGGAUGUGAUUCGACAUUAUAAUAUGCACAAGAAACGCGACAACUCCCUUCAGCACGGCUUUAUGCGUUUCAGCCCGCUGGACGACUGCAGUGUGUACUACCACGGCUGUCAUCUAAAUGGGAAAAGCACACACUACCACUGCAUGCAGGUGGGCUGCAAUAAAGUUUAUACCAGCACCUCGGAUGUCAUGACACACGAAAACUUCCAUAAGAAAAACACACAGCUGAUAAAUGAUGGCUUCCAGCGCUUCCGAGCUACUGAGGACUGUGGGACAGUGGAAUGUCAGUUCUAUGGACAGAAAACCACUCACUUUCACUGCAGGCGACCAGGCUGCAGCUUCACCUUUAAGAAUAAGUGUGACAUUGAGAAGCACAAGAGUUACCACAUAAAAGAUGAUGCGUACGCAAAAGACGGGUUUAAAAAGUUCUACAAGUAUGAGGAAUGCAAGUAUGAGGGCUGUGUGUACAGCAAGGCCACAAAUCACUUUCACUGUAUUCGUGCCGGCUGUGGCUUUACAUUUACUUCCACCAGCCAGAUGACCUCGCACAAGCGCAAGCACGAAAGGCGGCACAUACGCAGCUCUGGCGUGCUGGGCCUCUCUUCUUCCCUGGUUGGUGGAAAAGAUAAUGACUUGGAGGAGUCCAGCAACGAUGAUCUCAUUGACUUCUCUGCUUUGAGCAGUAAGAACUCUAGCUUGAGUGCCUCUCCCACCAGUCAGCAGUCUUCCGUAUCCUUGGUACCUACUAUUUCUGAGGCUUCAUCUCCCCAGACAAACAAAUCCACCAGCUCCAUUCCACCCACCACCAAGAUCUCCGGCUUGCUCCCACAGACACUUCCGGCUAACUUGCCCUUGGCAUUAGCCCUAACUAGCUCAGCCCUCCCUGGACCCGGUACAUACUUUCCAAUUAUAAGUGGGCGCGCAGGCACCGCAAUGCCAAUCAACGCCACCAAUUUAUUACCAGUAGCUGCCCCAGACGCCUCCCCACAAUCUGCUUCCGGGGCCAGCGAACAAAAUAGCACUUCACCAGCCGCCACAUCUAUUAUGGAGCGAAUUUCUGCUAGCAAAGGUUUAAUUUCUCCUAUGAUGGCAAGAUUGGCCGCUGCAGCCAUAAAACAGACUCCCUCCGCUGAAGCAGGUAAUGGACAACUCUCUGGUGCUCCCAGUGUAGGAACUGGCAAAGCAGAUCUUAGAGAUACAACGGGGACCCCCCCUCUAAAUAACUCCCAGGAGUACAGCCUGGACCUGAGGGUGAACAGCGGUGAGUCCAAUGGUCAGGAUGGUGCCUCAGAUACGAAUCUUCAUCAGCCCCUCACACAUAAGAUGCCACUGUCCAACUCACAUUCAGUAAAUGUGCCGAACCUGAAAGCAGAUGCCGACAGCAGCGACUCUGGUGCCGGAGAUUCCACUCAUUACCUUGGCAAAGUGAUGAAGGCUCUUGCCCAGGAGAAGCACAUGGAGCCCUGGAAAACAUAUCUGCGCAGGUUUGGUCCGGCAGACGUGUGUGACCCUCAGUGUGACUUCUUGCACAAGCUGCACUUUCAUUGUGUCGUGGAGGAGUGUGGAGCUCUAUUUAGCACUCUGGACGGCGCCAUAAAACAUGCCAACUUUCACUUUCGGACUGUUGCGGGGAAUUCCAUAGGCAGCCCUGACGUCUCUUUUAUUGGUGAUACCAAAAUCUCCUCUAUACCAUCUCCACCACCACUGUCCUCCACCCUGGUGACCAGCUGUGAGGUGCCCACCCCCUGCUCUGCUGCUGUGCCAUCAGCUCCCACUGUUCAGGCAUGGAAACACCUGGCAUCUUCCAUCCCACAUAUCCCACAAAUACCAACCUCAGUGCCCAGCCUCGCGUCCUCCCCUAUGGCAACAACCUCCCUAGAAAAUGCAAAACCUCAAGUCAAGCCGGGAUUCCUGCAAUUUCAGGAGAAUGAUCCAUGUCUAGCAACAGACUGUAAAUAUGCAAACAAAUUCCACUUCCACUGUCUCUUCGGGAACUGCAAAUAUGUGUGUAAAACGUCAGGCAAAGCUGAAUCUCACUGUCUCGACCACAUCAACCCUAACAACAACCUAGUGAACGUGCGAGACCAGUUUGCAUAUUAUUCGCUGCAGUGCCUGUGCCCCAACCAGCAUUGUGAAUUCAGAAUGAGAGGUCACUAUCACUGUCUCCGCCCCAGUUGUUACUUUGUCACUAAUAUCACCACCAAGCUGCCCUGGCACAUCAAAAAGCAUGAAAAGGCUGAACGGCGAGCAGCAAACGGCUUCAAAUACUUCACUAAGCGCGAAGAAUGUGGCAGAAUGGGGUGCAAAUACAAUCAAGUCAACAGCCACUUCCAUUGCAUUCGGGAGGGAUGCCAGUUCUCCUUCCUGCUGAAGCACCAGAUGACAUCACACGCCCGCAAGCACAUGAGGAGGAUGUUGGGGAAAAAUUUUGACCGGUUGCCUGGCCAGGUCAUCUCCCACACUUCUAGAAGUGACAGCGUAUCCCAGUUGGGCAGCACAGCACCUAGCCCAUCCUCUACAGAGAACCCCUCUUCCUUUCAGACCACUCCCCAGAACAUGAUGGACACCGAGACAGAUGAAUACAUGGACUACACUGGGGCCGGCAGCCCGGGCGGGAUGUCAUCGGAAUCCUCAAACCUCGACCGUAGCUGCUCCAGUACUCCUGUUGGAAAUGAAAGCUCCGAAGCAGGCUGCCUGGUCCCUACUGCUUCUGGCGACGCUCUCACUCACAAUGCACCUCCACCACCACCUCAAGCAGCGGCUCUUCCUCAUGCGCCUUCCUUUCCUCCUGCCUUUGUAAGGGCCCCCCUUUCUUCCCUCCCUUACCUGCUCUCUCCAUCCUGUGUCUCAUACUCCCUGCUCACUGCCAGCCUGGGGGUCAGCAGGGGCAUUGUGCUGCCAAGCAACAGCGCUCCAACUUUCACACCAGUAGUAACCACUUCUACUCCAGUCAAAAGUGAUGUCCCUCUAGUACAGGAUGCAGCAGGAAAUACGAUCACUAUGCCAACAGCUUCCGGAGCAAAGAAGAGAUUUUGGAUUAUUGAGGACAUGUCACCUUUUGGUAAACGGCGUAAGACGGCUUCCUCACGCAAAAUGCUGGAUGAAGGGAUGAUGCUGGAGGGAUUCAGGCGCUAUGAUCUAUAUGAAGAUUGCAAGGACUCAGCCUGUCAGUUCUCCCUGAAGGUCACCCACUACCACUGCACUCGGGAGAACUGUGGCUACAAGUUCUGUGGUCGUACACACAUGUAUAAGCAUGCCCAGCACCAUGACAGAGUGGACAAUCUUGUUCUUGAUGACUUUAAACGCUUUAAGUCCUCCCUCAGCUGUAACUUCCCUGACUGUCAGUUCUCGGGCAAUAGCACACACUUUCACUGCUUGCGCUGUGGCUUCCGCUGUACAGAUAGCACCAAAGUGACAGCCCAUCGCAAACACCAUGGGAAGCAGGAUGUCAUCAGUGCUGCUGGCUUCUGCCAGUUCAGUUCCAGCACGGACUGUGAUGUAGCUGAUUGCAAGUACAAGCUCAAGUGCUCUCACUUCCAUUGCACUUACCCCAGCUGCAAGCACACUGUUGUUGGGAUGUCCCAAAUGGACUCACACAAGCGCAAACAUGAGAAGCAGGAGAGAGGGGAAAUUCCAUCUGUCUCUCCUGGCCCUGAAGGCCUAGGUCAUGCUGGCUCUGAGUACGAUCUACAAAACCAACCAGUAAGCUUGGACAGCUCUCUCAAUUUGAGCACAGACACUCACAGUUCCCUUUUGUUUUUGCAAAAUGCAGUGGGAGUGGGGUUGAAUGAUUCACUGGACCUCAGCAAAAAGCCACAAGAAGUGGCUGAUUCUGGUUCUAGAAAAGAGUUUCAAAACAGUUUGGCAGCAAACUCUGCAGAUGCAGAUGAUGAUAUGUCUCAAGAAGAUGAUGAUGAUGAUGAUGUUGAUGAAGAUGAUGAUGAUGACGACGACGAAGAGGAUGAUGAUGAGGAUGAAGAAAUGAAUGAAGAGGAGGAUGAUGAUGAUCUAAACACAGAUUCAGAUGAUUCUUUGCCUGACGGAGAGUGCUUAAGAAGCAAAGCAGGCGAGGAAAGUGUUGGUAAUCCCACAAACCACUGUGUCCCCUCCCAAGCUCCUUUAGACCUACAAACAUCCCCUUAAGUCCAGACUGAAUGUUUUAUAUGUCAUCCACACUGAGGGUCAUGCUCUCUCCACCAACGUGGAAAAAAAACAAAAAGAACAAAUCAAGUGAAGGAAUAGAGGCCUAAAUGUCUUCUGUACAAAGCACCAGACCCAGUAAAAUGAAUUAGGGGGUCAUUUUUUAGCAGACCCUUCAAUCGAAUGGAUCACGUCUGGUGCUUGCAAGCAGUGUGAUGAAGCAUACUUUGUGUGCAGCUCUUCACAAGUUGAAGUUCUUCUGUUUCUUUCCAUGCCCUGACAUAAGAAAAGUUGUAACAAAUAGAAGAGAAAAUGGGGUACUAGUUAUCCCUCCCCCCAGCAUCACAGAAUGGGACCUUUGUGGUGCUGAAAAAGAAGGGGUCAGCGGGCAGGGUUUAUGGGUAUUUAUUGACUAGCAUUAUAGGGUGCCCAAUACUGAGGCUCUCUGUCUUGUUCUUCCAGUUUCUCUCUGGGUCACUCCCGGGAAGCUUAUGUUUAUUUUAUAAAUAUUUAUAUAGAAAGCUUUCCUCAGCACCAACUGCUCCAGUUAUUUAUUUAUUUGGAAUUGUUCUUGCAUAAUAAAGGGGAUGUAACUUAUGUGCUCGGCCUGGAGUGCCUCACAGAUUGUGCAGGUCCUUUCUACCCCAUAGGACACACUGUUGCUGCUUGUUGACACUUGGUGAGGGUAAAGCUGUGUCAUAAGAGGUGGGAUGACCUGUAGCAUCUUCAGAGGAGGUUUCUUCAUCAAAAAACAAACAACUAUUGCUCAGGGGCCAACAAGGCCACAACUUUCUGUAAGCUGAGCCUCGCUGUCUGUGGCCAGCUUCACCAACUUCCUCAACAUCAGGCAGCAGGAUACUGUGCACUGGAAAUGAAAAGUCUGGGGGUCAUAUGUUUCACUUCAGAACAGCAAGUAUAGCACAGAAUGUCCUCUCUCAGGUAGAAUACCACUCAAUGAAGACGCUACUUUCUAAGGGCCCAGUGGGAGGGUGUAAUUGUUCUAAAUUGCAACAUUAUGGUUUGACAUAAGUGUAGGGUUUGGUUUCCUCACUAGACGGGGUAACACUAACUUUUUAUUCCAGUGAAGCCAAGUUUCCUGCCAAAGGCUAACCAUUCUUGAGUGUUAAAUUUGGACGUCUAACGUCUGUGUUUUGGAGGCAUAACUAUAUAUACCAGGAACACUACAUGCCAACCCUAUUAGCUCCACACCAUGCAAGCGAUACGCAGGGCCCCAACCCACCUCUGUGUUUUCCGGAUUGUAUUUAUUACCCUGAACAAAGCAAACAGCAAAAAAGUUAGGAAAAAAAUAAAGAGCCUCAAGUGUUUGCAAUGAAUGAAUUGUGUCAGAGAGACAAGCAAAUAAUGAUUAAAGAUAAAAAGUUGUACAGUAUUUUUUCUGUAAAGGUUAUAUAUAGAACAAAAAAAAAAAACUAAUAAAAAAAAUAAAAUAAGCUUGCAAAAGGUGACUGGGCAUGUGUCCGAAUAUCUUCAGACACUCGCUGUAGUUCCGAUUCCCUGCUAUAAUCCUACUUGGUUUUUAACUUCUGAUUUUCUGGAGUCUGGAGGUUUGACUUCACUUUAGCACUGAAACGCGACUUUUAACUUGAAUUUUCUAGAAAAAUAACGUAAUGUUCAAAAUACUACAGAUUGUACUUGUCAGAUUGUUAAUAUAAGUUUGUAGCUAUAUAUUUAAUUUUGUGGGUUUUCCCUUCUCUCAAUCAGUUACAUGCGUGAAUUUUUUUCAGUUAGAGGUUUUUAUUUUACCCCCUCUUCUCUAAUUUUCAUUUUUUGUUUGUUAUCUGUGAGAUGAGUCUGGGAAAUAUACCUUUUUGCAGCUGUAGGAGAACUUGGUAUCAGUAUGCUUUUUAUACAACAGGAUCUCUAAACAGUUUUAAAAGCAAAUAUAGCACUUCCAAGUAACGCAACAUGAGACGUUAGAAAGGGUGUACUGUGAUUUAAAAACAUAUAUAUAUUAUUCUAUCAGUCAUGAGGAAUUAUCCACUUUCUCGGGCUGCCCAAAAUGUUAAUCUUAUUAGAAAAUACGAAAAUGAAUAAAGAAAAUCCUAACACAAGCUGCAAGCAGAGAAGCUGUUGAAAAUGUUACUACCUGGUAGCAAUAAAUGUCUACACAGAUUGUUACCAUCCAGUAGUAAAAUAUACAAAUGCAGCAGAAUCUAGAUUGUGUAAGAGGCUUUAUCCUACACUUAACACUAAAAACAAACACAAAAGCCUCACAAAAGCAGUUUACUUAUAGCAUGUUAAGGAAAGGCAGAAAAAAAUGUAGCAAAAACAUACAAAAUAAAUAAAGAAAUAAAGGAACAGGAAAAAAUAAAUGAAGAAACUAUCAAGUUGGAUGAUUUUCUAAUUUUGGUAUUGCACAGUAGGACUUAAGCCAUCUCCAACUCAUCUGCAAAUAUAAUGUGUCAUUUUAUUUUUUUAUCUUAUGUUGAAAGAAAACUAAGGGUUAUUUUCCGCACCCUGGCUGAUAACUGUUUACUACGUAUAUCGGACGCUGUGUCCGUAUAUAGGUAUAGGCACGUGUAUAUAGCUGUGAGUAUGUAUUUGAACACAUACACACAGAUAUAUAGACUUCUGCAUUAAACAGCCAGGUAUGAAUGAGUUCCUCAAAAUACUUGAAUUGGACUUUCCCACAUCACUAAGAACUGAAUAUUUUUCCACUUGAAUUUAGUGCUGUUAGAAAUUUAAUAUAUGUGUUUAUUUAUUUGAUUUGAUUUUUUUUUUCUUUUUUGCAUGACUGAUGCAACGUUUGCCAUUUUCACUCAAUAAAAACUGGAAAAAAUA